AGGAGAGCUUUGAGAGACUAGUAGCAGCCCUCUCUUGGGCAUUCUUGGAGGUCAAGAUAGAGGAUUCAAUAAUAAAAGAUCAAGUAGUUCGAUUUCCUCAAAUUGGAUUUUAUUCUUCCUUGUUCUUAAAUUGGCUAGUGUGGAUGAAGGUGGUGCAAUGGUGGGGAUUACAGGGGGUUUUGUCGAAAGACAUUUUUGGUGUGGCAGAGUUCGUGACGCAUGGUAUUAGUGGUGGUUGUUUGGCGGAUUUAGGGGCUUUCAUUUUUCUGAUUGUUGGUUGGUUUAUGUGGUUUCGGAGGAAUAGGCAGGUUUUUGGAACAGAGUUGAUGUCUGAGGAGUUAGUCUUGGAGUAUAUUCAACAUAAAUCAUUUUUAUGGCUUAAAAAUAAAGAGAAAGGGUGUGGUUUCUCUUAUCAAGAAUGGGUCUCAAGUCCGAUGGAGUGCAGGGCAGCCAUUGCUCAGCAUCGUAAAAAUAGGAAAAUGUAUUACAGGCGGCAGCGAGAUGUGGGAUGAUUUUACUGCUCUUAAUUGUUGCUGUUUCAUGUACAAAAUUGUUAGUUCUUAGACGCAGGAUCUGGGCUUUAAGUGGGAUUUUAUUUGAACUUUUUUCUUGAUGUUGUAGGUGCCAUUUGGGGUAUUUCUUAUACUCCUGAUUAAUAUAUAUCAUUCAUUUUG
Messenger RNA from Rubroshorea leprosula, 674 nucleotides. The record is from the annotation of a GenBank genome assembly. Lineage: Eukaryota; Viridiplantae; Streptophyta; Magnoliopsida; Malvales; Dipterocarpaceae.